AUGGCAAAAUUGCAGGCUUUCGUAACGUUGAUUUAUGCCUUGAUAAGGCAAGCUCAGUCAUUGCAAACAACUACUAUAGCUCCUGCUGUGCCUUGUGAGAAUCUGACAUUGCCAUCACUGCCAGGACUCGAAAUCUCCAGCGUGCAAGGCCUGACAGCUCACAACUAUACAAAUCCUCUUGCUCCCGGUGUGCCACUUGACAUCUGCAACGUCAAAGUGAGCUACAACCACCCAGGAGAAAAUGAUAUUACCUGGGUCAACAUCUGGCUGCCUUUGAACAAUUGGAACGGACGGUUUCAGGCCACAGGUGGUGGAGGUCUUGCAGCUGGUUUCGGUGAUUACUAUCUACUCGGCGCGGCUCCCUUUGGAUACGCUACAGGGACAACGGACGGAGGGCUGACUUUGAACAACACCAUUGACCCUCAAACUGGUCAGUGGGCGUUGGCAAAGAACGGUACUCUCAACCAAAGUCUCGUCAAGAACUUUGCGCACCGGGCCAUACAUGACAUGACGGUUAUAGGCAAGUCACUAACCCAGAAAUUCUACGGCAAGAGUUCAACCUAUUCCUACUACACUGGCUGCUCGACCGGUGGACGCCAGGGCUAUUUCGCCGCCCAGGUCUAUCCUGCAGAUUUCGACGGCAUUAUGGCCAACGCUCCUGCAUUGAAUUCGCCCAAGAUCUCGCCAGGUGACUUUUGGCCGUCUGUGGUGAUGCAUAACUUGGGCGCUCCACCGCAGUGCGUCCUGGAUGCAUACUACAAUGCCACCCUCGAGUACUGUGACCCUCUCGAUGGCGCUACGGACGGACUUAUUUCGAACUUGGGCACCUGUGACUUCGAUCCGCAAUCCCUUGUCGGGAAAAAGGUUGACUGUGGCGGCCAGAAUGUCACAAUAUCAACAACUUUUGCAGAUGUCGUUUCUCGCAUCUGGGCAGGCAGCACCUCAACAUUUGGAGCUUCUUUGUUCCCUGGAAAUCCUCGAGGUGCCAACUUCAGCGGUCUGGCGAAUACAACUACAACCAAUGGAGUCACAGUGCCUGUUCCUUUCUCGGCUGCAGAAGCCUGGAUCAAGUACCUGGUCGUCCAUGAUCCCAACUACCCGACGAGGAACAUGUCCUUUGCAGAUUUCGAUUCCGUGUUCGGACAGUCCGUUGUCGAAUUCUCGGGUAUUCUGGGCACAAUGUCACCCGAUCUGUCACAAUUUCAGAAACGUGGUGGGAAGCUGCUUACAUGGCACGGGCUGGCAGACCAGUUGAUCACGCCUUACAGUACCAUGUUGUACCGUUCGGCACUCUCGCGCGAGAUGGCGCUUACUCAGUCUCAACUGAACGAUUUCCAUCGAGUCUUCUUCGCUCCGGGGGUCUCGCAUUGUGGCGGUGGCAUAGGGCCGGUGCCGACAGACCCUCUCGCGGCUCUAGUGAGCUGGGUUGAGUCUCGCAAGGUUCCUGACACAUUGCCGGCAGCUAUUCCCACUUCUCCCUCCAGUAAUAUUACACGAAAUUUGUGCCCGUAUCCCCAGCUCCUCACAUAUGAUGGGAAUGGAGAUGUCAAUGACGCAAAUAGUUUCUCCUGCACCUAA
This is a messenger RNA of Fonsecaea multimorphosa CBS 102226, 1578 nucleotides long. RefSeq lists its product as uncharacterized. NCBI's taxonomy places the organism in Eukaryota, Fungi, Ascomycota, Eurotiomycetes, Chaetothyriales, Herpotrichiellaceae. The transcript has a single exon. Bases 1 to 1578 code for a protein of 525 amino acids. The record is from RefSeq and is a predicted model, not a curated record.